Setaria italica (foxtail millet) is the source of this 918-nucleotide messenger RNA. RefSeq names its product N-terminal acetyltransferase B complex catalytic subunit NAA20. Gene Ontology annotation, cellular component: NatB complex. The transcript has 6 exons. Gene Ontology annotation, molecular function: protein-N-terminal amino-acid acetyltransferase activity. Gene Ontology annotation, biological process: N-terminal peptidyl-methionine acetylation. NCBI's taxonomy places the organism in Eukaryota, Viridiplantae, Streptophyta, Magnoliopsida, Poales, Poaceae. The coding region runs from base 146 to 670 and encodes 174 amino acids. The record is from RefSeq and is a predicted model, not a curated record.
ACCCGACCGGCGACGAGAGAGGGGGAAGAGACGCGAAUCCGGAUAGAGCGCCGCCACCCACCCAACCCAUCCUGCCCGGCGACGAAACUCGGCUCCGGCGCCGCCACCGCACCGACCCGAGAGAAAGGCGAGGAGAGAGGGAAGCAUGACGACGAUCCGCCGGUUCUGCUGCGACGACCUCCUCCGCUUCGCCUCCGUCAACCUCGACCACCUCACCGAGACGUUCAACAUGUCGUUCUACAUGACGUACCUGGCGCGCUGGCCCGACUACUUCCACGCCGCCGUCAACCCUGGCGGCCGCGUCAUGGGUUACAUCAUGGGUAAGGUUGAAGGGCAAGGUGAAUCGUGGCAUGGACAUGUCACGGCAGUGUCUGUUGCCUCAGAAUUUCGGAGGCAGAAAUUAGCCAAGAAGCUUAUGAACUUGCUGGAGGAAAUCAGUGAUAAGAUGGAUAAGGCCUACUUUGUGGAUCUCUUUGUAAGGGCAUCUAACAUGCCAGCGAUAAGGAUGUAUGAAAAGCUUGGUUAUGUGGUUUACCGGAGGGUGCUUCGAUACUACUCAGGGGAAGAAGAUGGCCUUGAUAUGAGGAAAGCAUUAUCGCAAGACGUUGAGAAGAAGUCCAUCAUACCACUCAAGAGGCCAAUCACACCUGAUGAACUUGAAUAUGAUUGAUGUUAAGAGUCUAGAAAGUACAGUGUAGUGUUUGUUGCUUCCCUGAACAUCAUCAAUGGAGAAUUUAACAAGCUUUGAAUCUGGUCUAGUGGUACCAUUAAGUAGCGAGUACUUGUACUGUUCUCUUUUUCCAUCAGUUUGGCCCUAUGGGGUUUUCAAGAUGAAAUUCAGCUCAUUCUGUGUUUGAGCAUAAGGAGAACCGAUAACUGUCUUGGAAUGCAAUCAAAAUGCUUUGUUUUUAAGUCACA